This is a messenger RNA of Aspergillus niger, 978 nucleotides long. RefSeq lists its product as uncharacterized. The transcript has 2 exons. Gene Ontology annotation, cellular component: endoplasmic reticulum; lipid droplet. Lineage: Eukaryota; Fungi; Ascomycota; Eurotiomycetes; Eurotiales; Aspergillaceae. Bases 1 to 978 code for a protein of 325 amino acids. The record is from RefSeq and is a predicted model, not a curated record. Gene Ontology annotation, molecular function: acylglycerone-phosphate reductase (NADP+) activity; triacylglycerol lipase activity. Gene Ontology annotation, biological process: phosphatidic acid biosynthetic process; triglyceride catabolic process.
AUGUCCACAGAUCGAAAGACCGUCCUCAUCACGGGCUGCUCCGAUGGAGGCAUCGGAGCUGCACUGGCUGAGACCUUCCACGAUCACCGCUAUCAUGUCUUUGCCACUGUGCGCACGCCAUCAAAGGCCCCCAAGUCUCUCAUCAACUCUCCCAAUGCCACCGUCCUCACCCUGGAUGUGCUGGACUCGACGUCUAUCUCUGAUGCCGUGGAAAAGGUGACGAAAGCCACUGGCGGCAAGCUUGACGUUCUAGUAAACAAUAGUGGAGGCAGCAUUAUUCUCCCCGCUUUGGAUACUUCAAUCGAGGACGGCAAAAAGUUAUUCGACUUGAAUUUCUGGGCGCCCUUAGCUGUGACGCAGGCCUUUGCUCCUCUACUGAUCAGGUCCAAAGGUUGUCUUGUAAACAAUACAUCAGUGAAUGGAGCUCUACCAUUUGUAUUCAUGAGCAUGUACAAUUCCUCAAAAGCGGCCUUUAUGAGCGCCAGCGAGACUUGGCGUAUGGAGCUGGCUCCGCUGGGUGUUCGGACCAUCACUCUUAUGACUGGUGGUGUGAAGACUAAGUUCUUUGACAAUUACGUCCCUCGCCAGGUCCCCGAGAACUCAUAUUACAUUGGAGCAAAGGAUGCUGUUCAGAAAAUGGGAGAUGGGAGCUUGCAGGAUAGCGGCAUCGACAGGUACUCAUAUGCCUCUAAAGUGUUUCAGGCAGUCGAGAGGAAGGUGUCAGGAAAGCUGUGGGUUGGUGGAGGCGCUGUUCCUGCGAAAUGGGCACUGUGGUUAUUGCCGCAAUGGGGUGUGGUAGGUAUCCUUCUCCUUUUUGCUGCAGAGUACCUAUGUGGCAUUGAUGAAGAUGAUGUACUAAAUGCUUUGGUAGGAUUUGAUGAUGAGAAAAAUGUUUCCUGUGUUUGGAACAAUCGAAGCUGGGGUGAAGAAAGACGCUUAAAGUCGUAUACUAGCUGCGCAACCGUCAUGGCUGCGUAG